UUUAAAAAAACACAAUACCGGAAUAUUUUCGCAUAAACAAUUGUGUUAAUUUUAUUUUUGCGAAAUUUCAAUUGAACUUUUAUAAAAUCGUAAAAAAUGGAUGCAGAUUCAGCAAGAAAAUCUUGGGAGUUAGAGAAUAACAUAAAAACUUUGCCCUCUUGUGAUGAAAUAUUUCGCUACGAUGCCGAGCAACAAAGACAAAUUUUAGAUGCUAAACCCUGGGAAAAAGAUCACCAUUAUUUUAAGGAUAUUAAAAUAUCUGCAUUGUCAUUGUUAAAAAUGGUAAUGCAUGCUAGAUCAGGAGGUACAUUGGAAAUAAUGGGUUUACUUUUAGGUAAAGUGGAGGAUAAUACAAUGAUUGUCAUGGAUGCCUUUGCUUUGCCGGUGGAGGGCACUGAAACGCGUGUUAAUGCCCAGUCACAGGCCUAUGAAUACAUGUCUGCCUACAUUGAUUCGGCUAAAGAAGUAGGUCGUUUGGAGAAUGCCAUAGGCUGGUAUCACAGUCAUCCUGGUUAUGGUUGCUGGCUUUCGGGCAUUGAUGUCUCCACACAAAUGCUUAAUCAAAACUUUCAAGAACCCUUUGUGGCCAUUGUCGUAGAUCCUGUCCGUACUGUCUCUGCUGGCAAAGUGUGUUUAGGUGCCUUCCGCACUUAUCCAAAGGGUUACAAGGCUCCCAAUGAAGAACCCUCAGAAUACCAAACUAUACCGUUGAAUAAAAUUGAAGAUUUCGGUGUUCAUUGCAAACAAUAUUAUCCCUUGGAAGUUAGUUAUUUCAAAUCGGCUUUAGAUCGUAAACUUUUGGAUUCUUUGUGGAACAAAUAUUGGGUCAAUACUUUAGGCAGUUCUGGCUUGUUAACUAAUACUGAAUACACUACUGGUCAGAUAUUUGAUUUGUCUGAAAAGUUGGAACAAAGUGAGUCUAGUUUGGGUAGAGGUACUUUUUUGAUAUCGGGUGGCGAUGUGAAUGAGAAGCGCACCGAAGACAAAUUAACCAAGGCCACACGUGAUUGCAGUCGCGCUUCAAUUGAAUUAAUUCAUGGUCUAAUGGCUCAAAUUGCCAAAGAUAAACUAUUCAAUAAAGUUGGUUUGGAAAAGAAGUAGAAGAUGGCGUGAGUCAUCAGAAGAGGAUUUGCAUUACUUAUAACAAAGCAUUAAAAAAAUAAAUGAAUUUAAAAAAUUCGUAAUAAAU
Lucilia cuprina (Australian sheep blowfly) is the source of this 1189-nucleotide messenger RNA. RefSeq names its product COP9 signalosome complex subunit 5 (gene CSN5). Gene Ontology annotation, cellular component: COP9 signalosome; cytoplasm. Gene Ontology annotation, biological process: protein deneddylation. The coding region runs from base 97 to 1101 and encodes 334 amino acids. Lineage: Eukaryota; Metazoa; Arthropoda; Insecta; Diptera; Calliphoridae. Gene Ontology annotation, molecular function: deNEDDylase activity; metallopeptidase activity; protein binding. The record is from RefSeq and is a predicted model, not a curated record. The transcript is spliced from 3 exons.